AUCGCCUCUGUAGCGCUCAAAGGCAAACACACAUGCUCACACACUCAUUGACUUUCUUUUUCUGUUUCUCCUCUCCUGUGCUUUUGGGCUGACGGCGGAGACUGACAGGCAGCUGUCAUGAGAUGCAAUUCACCGGUUAAAUGGUUAAAAAAAAAAAUCUGACUUACUUAGAUAUGCACACAUUCUGCCACACACAUGAGGAAUGAAUUGAGAGGGGAGAGCUGGCAGCAACACAGAGACAUCUCUCCUGCUGAGCUGGAUGCUCUUUGGAGGGAACCACCAUAUACUCUCGGGGGAGCAAAUGAACACUUCUCAGGGAAUGACAUCAUGACUCAAGGUGCAGGUGAGGAGGAGGACGGGCCGGGGGUGGAGUCGGGUGAAGUAGCGGUGGAGCAUGACAGCUACUGGAAGAAAAAAGAGGCCUUUCUCAGAGGGAGUAAUGUGUCACUGGGAGAGAAAUUCUCCUCAGAAAUUGUGCUGCUGUUCACUGGGCGGAGGCGCUCCAGCGAGGAUCCCGACCGCGCCCUGCAGGAGGCGCUGCGCACCCGACUCCGAGUGGUGGAGAGCAACAGCCAGGACGUCAUCCAGCUCUUCAAAGACUUGUCUGCACGUCUGGUGUCUGUCCACGCUGAGAAGGACAGCUUUGUACUCACAUUCAAGACUGUGGAGGAAAUCUGGAAGUUUUCAACUUACCUUGCAUUAGGUUACGUGGCUCGCUGCUUGGAGAACUUCCUGUGUGAUCAGUCCUUCUGGCUGGACCCAGAGCUGCUCAGCGACCUGCAGAUCAAUGUGACUGUGAACGAGGAACACCUGGCCACUCUCUACCUGGGACUGUUACUGCAGGAGGGAUCCUUCUUUGCAAAGGCGCUCUUCACAAGAAGCGAUCAGGAUGAGGACGACGAGGAGCAGCUGUCUUUCAAGAAGAAUGACUUGCUGACAGUGAGGGACACGGGGCAGGACAACAUGUGGGAGGGCACCAUGCUAUCCACAGGAAACCACGGCCUGGUGCCAGUCAACGCCAUGCAGCCGCUGCCUUACCCCUUCUAUCAGUGGUUCCUGAGGAAGUACCCGGGCAAUGCUGGAUGCUCGCCAGCAGAAAAGGAACCAUUUGAACAUUCAAUCGUGAUGGGUUCCUGUGUAGCAGUAGUUGACUACAGUCCUGUGGCCCCGGAUGAGCUUCAGCUGAGCCGAGAUGACAUCGUGGAGAUCCAGGGUCUACUAGUCCGAGGCCUGGGCGUGUUCAUAGCCACACACACCUCCACAGGUCAUACUGGUUUCGUACACAAGGCCCAUGUCAAACCUCUGGACACCAUACCCCUAGACGAACGGUUGGUAUUUCUGACAGAGGAGGAGAGGGCCAGUCUGGCUCAGGUUAACCCGUGUAGCUCUGAGCCAAGUGACAGCGGCCUGCUGGAAAGACUCUUCGCGUCCGACAUCAGCUCUGUGUACAGGCUAGACAAACUGGAUGAGACUGACUUCACUUACAUCAGGAAUCGGCCAAAACAUGAGCAUAAAGUUCCUGCAAGCGCGCGUCAGAGCGUCAUAUCAGAGAAAAGUGGAGGGACACCGCCGUACCACUCCUCUCCCCGCACCUCUGUCUCUCACUCCUCCCCACGCCUCUCCCUCUAUCAGUCCCACAAUCCUCUGCCACGCGAGGGGGAGCGCCUGUCCUUCACUCUCGACGACACAUUCAGAGAACUGGACGAGUUCCAAGAAGACCCACCUCUUUUCUUGGAGGAGAACAGCUGGGAGGGGGAGGACUCUGAGUUCAGCGACCCCACACUGACCCUGCUCAACCAUGAACAUUUCCAGGAGGAAUUCCUGCCUCUGUACGACCUGCACUAUUCCUUCCUGUGGGUGACCUUCAGCGGUAGGACUGAGGACGAGCUGUCAGGGCACCUAGAGAGUGUCAGGGAGUGUGCCAAGAGGAUGGGCCUGCACUGGGCACACCGACGGGCAUGCUUCCUCCUGGGAAGACUCUGUGCCCGGAAGCUAAAGUUUUCCCAGGCCCGUGUUUACUACGAGGAGGCUCUCAGUGUCGUCGUGGACAGUUUCUCUGACACGCCGCUCCUCGUCGCUCUCUUAACAAACCUCACCGCUGUCUACCUGAAGCAGCGUAUGACGGACAAACUGCCUCAGACUCUGGAGAAGGCCAGCGCCCUGCUCCUCUGUCUGCCCUGCCACACAUUCACCUCCACGGACGAGGUGGAGCUGCUGCAGCUGCUCCUGAGGAGAUCGGUGGUGAUGGGGGACAAACACCUGGAGGCUCGCGUCUGCUACCUCACCUCCAGCCUCUUCCUGCUCCUCAGGAAGACUGACGACGCCCUGCCCUUCGUAGAGCGACUCCAGUUUCUCUCGGUGACGCUCUCUGCCACCGAGGGGUGUCCAAUACUUCCUCUGGACCUCAACUGGCUCUUGAGCUGGCUCUAUCAUCGUAAAUACAUGCCUUACUUAGCUCUGGCCUCUCUGAGCCUGGACUCGAGACAAGACCACUCCCUCCACGACGCUUUCCAGAGGAUUGAGUUGUUCAUCAGGAACUCUGUUCGUCUGAACCCGCGCUGGAGGGAAGGAACCUCCCUGCUCCCUGCCCAGAUUGUGAUUUACCUUCAGCAGGCCCUGACGAUAGCUGAGCAAGAGGAUGACAUGAAGACGCAGAGGGACCUGUGUCAGGGCUUGGCUAUAGUCUACCAGCAGUACGAUGCUCUAAAUGACGCUGUGCGCUGCGCUCAACAAGCAGUGGAGACAGGAGGCCACAUUAAUGAGGAGGAGGGCUUCGAGGCCUCCGUGCUGCUGGGGUGGCUGCUGGUGUUAACAGGCCAGGCGGAGAGGGCUCAGAGUGUCCUACAGCCACUGCUCACAUCCCUCCAGGGUACAGACAGUCCCACGCAGCGAGGAGUGAUCCACAACCUGUUGGCUCUGUGUCUGAGGCGGCAGGAUCGCAUCCCAGAGGCAGGCUGGCAUCUCCACUCUGCUCUGGUCAUCUCCAGGGAAAGUGGAAACCAGAGGAACCAGGCCCUGGCGCUGGCCAACCUGGGCUGCCUGGCACUGGAUGUUGGGGCGUCUUUGGUGGCAGAACGCUUCCUGGUCAGAUCCCUGCGUCUUUUUAUGGAGCUGUGGGAAAGCCCUACAGAUGAGGAGCACGUUCAGACCUACCUUUGGCUGGGGAGGAGCUACAGAGACAGGAGGAAGAGUCAGGACAGCAGGGCCUGUUAUGAAAUGGGGCUACUAAUUGCACUACAUGCCAAGAACCUACACAGUCAGCUGGUGGUGGCCAAGGUGCUGAGUCGCCUGUAUGCUAACAUGCUGCUGUACGGACAGAGCAUCGUUUACUAUGAGCACUGUGUGUCAGUAUCCAGAGAGCUGAAGGACAAGAGACUGGAGGGAGAAUAUCUGGAAAUCCUCAGCAGCAUCUACCUCUCACUCAACACUGAAAAAUCGUCUCGUAAAUCUCUGGACUACACCAAGCAGAGCCUGAGGAUUUCUAUCGACCUGGGCAAGAGAGAAGAAGAGUCAGAAACAUGGCUGCAGGUGGGACGCAUCUAUUACCUCAUCCACGAGGACGAGCUCGCUGACAUGUACCUGCAGGCGGCAGUGAAGACCGCCCUGAGGAUGAACGAUCAUCACUUUGCCAUGAGCAUCUACGAGGAAGCAGGAGACGUCUACUUUAAAGGCGUCAGGAACAGAAUGGCUUCAGUGCCUUUCUUCAGGGACGGCAGUCUACCAUUCGCACGGAGCAUCAAGGACAUCCAUUCAGAGUUCCGGCUGCUGAGUAAACUGACAGAGCUGUUAAUGAACCAGGGGGAGCAGGAGGAGGCUCUGCAGUACGCAACACUGGCAGUCGAGAUCGCCAGCAAGACAGGUGUGCCUGUGAAUGAGAGGACGGCCUACCACCGGCUGGCUACAGUCUACUACAACCUGCAGCAGUAUGAGAUGUCAGAAAACUACUACCUCAAGUGCCUGUCCCUCUGCCCGCCAGUCCUGCACGACCCGAAGGAGGCUCGUUACUACACCAAGAUGUACUGCAGACUGGGCAAUCUCACUCUGCACAAACUCAAGGAUUCCUUUGACGCAGUCGGCUACUUCCAGUUGGCUCUGGCGGCGGCGCUAGAGGACAAAGCUAACCCAGAGGCUCUGUAUGUUGUGUACAUGAAGCUGGCCGAGAUCCACGGCAACCACAUGCCCGAUGCUCAGCUGUGCCAAGUUUACAGAGACAGAGCCCAGAGUCUGAAGAGAGUUCUGGCUGGAGAGGAAGGUGCUGCUGUUGGAGAGGAUGCAGACACAGAGCCUGGCCAAAAGAAAGAAGAGGAGUCUGAUGCUGUACGUACAGACAGUUCGGUGACGAGAAAUGGCAUUUAUCCACCUGAAAAUGAAAAAUGUGGAGAUAACUCACUUCCAAGGACUUGUGUAAUCCAUGGGGACGCAGAGGAUGGAUGUACAGACACUAACUUUGGAGACGCGAAUGGGAAAGAUGCAGAUGGCGUUUUUGUGGACGCCUUUGGGUUUGAGACAGAAACCAUCACCAGUCGGUCGUACAGUGAAAGCAUUCUUACCGAGUCCUUCGACACGGCCAAGGAGCAGAUGUCAGACUCCAGCAGCUCCACCGAAACUUUACAAACUCACCAGAAUCAAACAGACGACUUUGAUACUGACCACAGCAUGCCCAGUCAAAUACACACAAGACACAGAGACUCCCAAAACACAGAUUCUGAUAUUCAGGAUGAACAAAAUACCCCGACUAAAGAAACCGAACCGAUCAGAGACUGUUAGCACCGAUAAAGCCGUUAGCAUGGGCGACUACAGAGAGAGAGAUAACAGUGAGACACAUGGUCUACAGUCUCUCAGUUGCACUUUAUGUUCUUCACUGACAUUUCCUCCGCUGGUCACAGGUUUCUUGAUCAGCACAACGACUCCAACGUUCCAGCCACGUGGCACUUAUUGUAGGAAAGAUGAUGUUAAGUUUUCAGAGAUUUAGUGGCUCUAAAGCAUGUGCCUUUUGUAUAAUAUAUUAUGUGUUAUUACAGUGCAUUGUGCUCGUAAUAUAUGUUUUCUAAAUGUAUGUUUUUGUAUCUCUGGAAGAUAUGACUCAAACAUAAAGAAUGUUAUUUUGUUUG
Messenger RNA from Centropristis striata (black sea bass), 5111 nucleotides. RefSeq names its product SH3 domain and tetratricopeptide repeats 2 (gene sh3tc2). The transcript has 22 exons. Gene Ontology annotation, cellular component: recycling endosome. The record is from RefSeq and is a predicted model, not a curated record. NCBI's taxonomy places the organism in Eukaryota, Metazoa, Chordata, Actinopteri, Perciformes, Serranidae. Bases 196 to 4767 code for a protein of 1523 amino acids. Gene Ontology annotation, molecular function: protein binding. Gene Ontology annotation, biological process: regulation of ERBB signaling pathway; regulation of intracellular protein transport.